Phyllostomus discolor (pale spear-nosed bat) is the source of this 3068-nucleotide messenger RNA. RefSeq names its product splicing factor 1 (gene SF1). The transcript has 12 exons. Gene Ontology annotation, cellular component: nucleus. The coding region runs from base 947 to 2248 and encodes 433 amino acids. NCBI's taxonomy places the organism in Eukaryota, Metazoa, Chordata, Mammalia, Chiroptera, Phyllostomidae. Gene Ontology annotation, molecular function: zinc ion binding; mRNA binding. Gene Ontology annotation, biological process: regulation of mRNA splicing, via spliceosome. The record is from RefSeq and is a predicted model, not a curated record.
GUACUUUGCCCCGUUUACGCAUGCGCGCUCCUGCUUCUCUCCUCCGCCGUAAAUCUCGUUGGGCCACGGCUUUUCCGCUGCGACCUCUCGCUUACUCCCAGCGAAACUGCUCUCGGGAGGGAGGAGAGUGGAAAAAAAAUUGAACAUGUGACAGCCAAUCUAAUGACACUACUAUACAACCGACCUUGGCCGGUUCAAUGAACUCCAGCCAAUGAGAGCGCAGUCAGAGCCUGCGUCACAGCUUGCCCCACCCUAACCCCUCCUUUCUGGACUCGGAGCGCAGUCCGCGCAGUAACAAACGAAGUGCGCGCUGCGACACCUUCGAGCUCGUCGGGUUCGGCCGCCAUUUCCUCUCCUGGCCUAACGGUCCAGCCAAUCCCAGCGCGCAUCGAGAAGGACUGAAGCUCCACCAAUCGGAGGCCGCCCAUCCCGACUCUCGCCUCAGCCUGGCCCAAUCCAGGCUUCCGCCCCGUCGCCCCCGACCCGCCCCCGCAGCGCCCUCUCUCCUCCCUCUUUGUGCGUCUCGCGCCGCCGCCGCUCGCCGCUCGCCGCCAGCCGUCUGAGGACGGGCUCCGCGCGCUCUUCGGCAGCGCAGUCGGGUCCCGUUUCCCCGGAAGGUUCGCUAAGGAGAAGCCGCCGCCCAGGAGGAGCCGCCGGUGCGGGUCCCCGGGGGCGCCAUGGCGACCGGAGCGAACGCCACGCCGCUGGACUUCCCAAGUAAGAAGCGGAAGAGAAGCCGCUGGAACCAAGACACAAUGGAACAGAAGACAGUGAUUCCAGGAAUGCCUACAGUCAUCCCCCCCGGACUUACUCGGGAACAAGAAAGAGCUUAUAUAGGUCCCCUUCCCCUGAGCCCAUCUACAAUAGUGAGGGGAAGAGGCUUAACACACGUGAGUUCCGCACCCGCAAAAAGCUGGAAGAGGAGCGGCAUAACCUCAUCACAGAGAUGGUUGCUCUCAACCCUGAUUUCAAGCCACCCGCCGAUUACAAACCUCCAGCAACACGUGUGAGUGAUAAAGUCAUGAUUCCACAAGAUGAGUAUCCAGAAAUCAACUUUGUGGGGCUGCUAAUUGGGCCUAGAGGGAACACGCUGAAGAACAUAGAGAAGGAGUGUAAUGCCAAGAUUAUGAUCCGGGGGAAAGGGUCUGUGAAAGAAGGGAAAGUUGGGCGCAAAGAUGGCCAGAUGUUGCCAGGAGAAGAUGAGCCACUUCAUGCCCUGGUUACUGCCAAUACCAUGGAGAAUGUGAAGAAAGCAGUAGAACAGAUAAGAAACAUUCUGAAGCAGGGUAUUGAGACCCCCGAGGACCAGAAUGAUCUACGGAAGAUGCAGCUUCGGGAGUUGGCUCGCUUGAAUGGGACCCUUCGGGAAGAUGAUAACAGGAUCUUAAGACCCUGGCAGAGCUCAGAGACCCGCAGCAUUACCAAUACCACAGUGUGUACCAAGUGCGGAGGGGCUGGCCACAUUGCUUCUGAUUGCAAAUUCCAAAGGCCCGGUGACCCCCAAUCAGCUCAGGAUAAAGCACGGAUGGAUAAAGAAUAUUUGUCCCUUAUGGCUGAACUGGGUGAAGCACCCGUGCCCGCAUCUGUGGGCUCCAGCUCCGGGCCUGCCAGCACACCUCUGGCCAGUGCGCCUCGGCCUGCUGCUCCAGCCAACAACCCACCUCCACCGUCUCUCAUGUCCACCACCCAGAGCCGCCCACCCUGGAUGAAUUCUGGCCCUUCAGAAAGUCGGCCCUACCAUGGCAUGCAUGGAGGUGGUCCUGGUGGGCCUGGAGGUGGCCCCCACAGCUUCCCACACCCAUUACCCAGCCUGGCAGGUGGCCAUGGUGGACAUCCCAUGCAGCACAACCCUAAUGGACCCCCACCCCCUUGGAUGCAGCCACCGCCACCACCGAUGAACCAGGGCCCCCACCCACCUGGGCACCAUGGCCCUCCUCCAAUGGAUCAGUACCUGGGAAGUACGCCUGUGGGCUCUGGGGUUUAUCGCCUGCAUCAAGGAAAAGGUAUGAUGCCGCCGCCGCCUAUGGGCAUGAUGCCGCCGCCGCCGCCACCGCCCAGUGGGCAGCCCCCACCCCCGCCCUCUGGUCCUCUUCCCCCAUGGCAACAGCAGCAGCAGCAGCCUCCACCGCCCCCUCCGCCCAGCAGCAGUAUGGCUUCCAGUACCCCCUUGCCAUGGCAGCAAAGAUCCCUCCCCGCAGCGGCGAUGGCCCGAGCCAUGAGAGUGAGGACUUUCCGCGCCCAUUGGUGACCCUUCCAGGCAGACAGCCUCAGCAGCGCCCCUGGUGGACAGGAUGGUUCGGCAAAGCAGCCUGAGUUAUUUUUGUGGAUGGAAUCGGAACACGCUGGCUCCAUAUUGUGAAAUUUUUAUUAAUUUUUUCUUUUCCCUUUGUUAUUUCCUUAUCUCUUCCUUUCUUCAGACUCCGUCCAAGGAGACGCUCUCCCCGGUCUUCUGCUGCAAUCAGAUUCCUUUUUCUUUUCUCCAUUCCUCACUCUUCUCUUUCCAAGGAGAGAGGAGCAAAUGGUUUUAGGCAAAGGCCUUGGCCAGUAAUGUCAGGCUAGUUGGGAGGGGUUGUUGUUUGGCUCUAAGAUUUACAAGGGGCCAUAGCCACCCUGAGAUUUCUAAAGUGUGGGGCUUUGUCUCUGCUACCCUCAUAGAGUAGAGGCUUACUCUGCAGAUGCGGGGUCCAUAUCCAACCGGACACCCCGGCCAGUGGUGGGUGUGGCUGCUCAAGUCACCUUGGGCUUGUCCGCCAGUCCAGAGAGUCGCUUCUGCGUUCCCAGGGCACCUGUGCUGCCUCGUAAUUCCAUUUGUUCCUCUCCUUCCUGGAAGGGUUCCUUUUAAUUUUUCUUUUAAUCCCAAAUGUCUGAAUGUUUUUGCAGUGUCUAGGGUGUUGAGUCCCUUGUUUUUCGUCCCCCCCCCCCCUUUUAUGGAGUGAUUAUGUUGACAAUAAUGUAUAAUGCGCGUUCUCUUCACUGGUUUAUCUGCAGAAAUUUCUCUGGGCUUUUUUUUCGGUGUAUGAUUCAGCACUGCGUUAAAGGGGGACGUUCAUUGAAUAAAAGAGCAGUGU